Molecule: messenger RNA, 887 nt
Organism: Caenorhabditis elegans
Lineage: Eukaryota; Metazoa; Nematoda; Chromadorea; Rhabditida; Rhabditidae
Gene: F54D10.7
Product: Ubiquitin-like domain-containing protein
Source: RefSeq, marked reviewed
AAAAUAACCUCUGCAAUGCCCCCAACUGUUGGAAAAUCUACCAAUAAAGAUGGACCGUCGGAUUUGAUGUCGGCGUUUGAAAAUUUGCGAUCUGAAACUGCUGGAAUCAAUAAUUUCCUUGAGAAAGGUCCCACCAUCGGUUCGAUCACGUCCUUGAGCAUUUCCAAAUUUGACAAGUUUUGUGAAAAUCAGGAUAAAGUCAACCAGAAACUGAUGCUAGCGAUUCAGAAAAUGUCCAUCGAACGUUCGAAGCGUCAGAAGAUCCAAGACGCUUUCAACAAAGAAAUGCUCGACGCAAUCAGAUCUAUGAAGAAGGCGUUUGCUCGGGAGAAGGAGGAGUUCAGCGAUGAUUUGGAGAUUUUCAAGGAGGAGCUGUUUGAGAAGCUUGAUGAGGAUAAUGAGACCUCUGAAGACGAAGAUGAGGAGGAGGAGAAUGAUGUUUUGGAUGCGAUCAAGUUGCUCCAAACUGGACUCGAUGCUAUGAAAGAGGCACAGAGGGAAUUUUUCAAGAAAGUGACUGAGGAUACUCAAGCCAUCCGGAGAAAGAUUGGCUCGAAAAACAUAAAGUUCAAUGUUAUCCUUCACGGAAGCCGAAUCCCGAUGGAACUGGACUCCCUUGACACAAUCUACACGGUCGGAAUGGCCCUCCUGAAGCACGGUGGCCUCGCACUGCAUCGCCAACGUCUCAUGCUCAAUGACAAGGAGCUUCAGUAUAAUCAAACUCUUGAGGAAGCUGGAAUUAAGGACGGUUCUGUCAUCAAGCAACAUACUGAUGAAAAGUGUGAUGAAGAUUGUGAAUGUUGUUGUUAAUUUAUUGAACUUUAUUGUUGAAUGUGGAUAUUAUUAUUAUUUGAUUAAAAGAAAGAUAAAUGUUUUAUUCAAAAAAA